UGAUCGGUUUGGUGAGUGGUGACUGCAUUAAGCCUUAAUUUAUCACCAAAUGCAAAAGGCCCACGGGGGCAAAUAUUUCUCCCAGUUUGCAAGCGCACCACCAACUUCCGGUUUCAAUCAAGAACCGAAGCCACCACCAAACCCGGGAGAGCGGAAAGCGGCGGCGCCGAGCAAUCAAUUCCUUUCGAUCAUGCCCAUGGCCGCCUCCUCCCGGCUGCUCUGGGCGUCCCGCGCCGCCGCCUACCUCAGGAUAUCCACCUUCCCCAGGGCCUUCUCCACCGUGCUGAAGGAUCUGAAGUAUGCUGACACUCAUGAAUGGGCAAAGGUUGAGGAUGAUUCAGCAACUGUUGGCAUUACUGACCAUGCCCAGGACCAUUUGGGUGAUGUUGUGUAUGUGGAGCUGCCAGAAGUUGGCAGUAGUGUAUCCCAGGGAAAGAACUUUGGUGCUGUUGAAAGUGUGAAGGCAACCAGUGAUAUCAACUCACCUGUAUCUGGAGAGGUCGUUGCAGUGAAUGACAAACUAAGCGAGGAACCUGGAUUGGUCAAUGCAAGUCCUUAUGAGAAGGGAUGGAUUAUCAAGGUCAAGCUCAGCGAUUCAGGUGAGCUCAAUUCGCUGAUGGACGACGAGAAGUACUCAAAAUUCUGUGAGGAAGAAAACAAGCAUUAAACAAAUAAGAGUGCCUUUGAAACAUCAAGAACCUUUGUUUCAAGCUUUAUCAAUGCUUGUGGUGUGCCACCACGCACUUAAUCUCGAAUUGGCAAAGGUUCAUCACAUGGAAUAAAUUGGUUUUAUGAUAUUUGCUUAUUCUACAAGGGCAAAUGCAUAUUUCAAACUUGUAAAGGACAUGGGUUUCGUUAUUUAUUUUCCAGUACUGCCCUGGUUUUGUCUA
Molecule: messenger RNA, 890 nt
Organism: Phragmites australis (common reed)
Lineage: Eukaryota; Viridiplantae; Streptophyta; Magnoliopsida; Poales; Poaceae
Product: glycine cleavage system H protein 2, mitochondrial-like
Exons: 4
Coding region: 50-667 (205 amino acids)
Biological process (GO): glycine decarboxylation via glycine cleavage system; protein lipoylation
Cellular component (GO): cytoplasm; glycine cleavage complex; mitochondrion
Source: RefSeq, a predicted model, not a curated record